AUGGCGUCCCAAUCCAGCACACCAUCAUCGACUCUACGCAAGUCCCGUGCUGAUACGCCUGCACCUUGGAUUGAGCUUCCAUCAAACUCUCCUCCGUCGACACCUUCAGCGGUUGGGUCGCAUGGUUCCGAAUGGUCUGCCCAGUCCACUCCGCCCUACAACGAAGCCCUCGAGGGGGCUGCUUCUCGCAAGUCCCGUCGUGCUACAUCUUCGCCUUCGACUACAGAAAACUCCCGUCCGUCGACUCCUUUGUCCGGUGGGUCUCGUGGCUCCGUAUUGUCUGCUUCGCACUCUGCAGCCUUCAACGAAGACGUGUUGGCUCAAGCUGCCAUCAGUCUACACGAUCGGACGUUGGAAGCAUUCGAAGAUCACAAGGCUACCUCCCGCGCCAAAAUAGACUCCUGCAGCGACAACAUGGAAAAAUACUAUACGCUUGUUGACAACUUUCAUACCCUUGUGAACAACCACCAUACCCUUGUCGACAACCAUGAUAGGCGAGGCUUUGACGCACUUGUUGCCAUUUCCAAAGGGAAUGACAAGAUUGCCACACAUUUGGUUCAGGUUGACGCGAAUCAAUCAGACGCCUGGACCAACGUUGAAGAGAGUUUUGACGAAGACAACGACAUGGAGGAGGAGGAAGAAGAAAUGGCGACGCCCAAAAAAUUGUCUUUUGAGGAAACGAAUGAGACCGCUUCAAACGGUUCUUUGAACCGCAAGAAGGUCGCGGCAUCCGUCAGCACAAGCGCGAAAGCUGGAACCAGUACUAGUAGUGCCAAGGCAACUACCCCUCUGCGCCUCAACGACCAGACGGUGAAGGCUUCCCUGGUUCCCAUGGAGAGCUUCGGGUAUCUUCUUCGUUUCCUCUUCGUCGUUUUCAAGGGCAAGCUUCGCGGUACCCGUACGAAAGUAGAACGAUUCAUUAAUGGUGUUGUGAAGUUUGCUCGGGAGACCUUUGGCAGUAGUUUGCAAGGAACUCAUCCUUCAUCUACCGUUCUUGCAACUCCGUCAUCUACCAGCCCCAUUCGCGUUGCAUCCUCGACAGCUAUCGAGUCUACCCCCGAUACCAAGAGUCCUGGCACCCAACCGAUCCCCAAUUGCGCUUCAACCAAAGUCAGCUCAGCACUGGUCCUCCGAGUCACUGGAUUGUUGGAAAGUGUGAUGGAGGAAACAAAGAAGGGGGGUGCUGAGGUAGCGGACUACCGCAAGCAUUGUGCCGCAGUCAAGAAAGUGCGAAAAGAAACCAUGCAUCGGCUCUUGGACGAUAGAGACAGCGAGCAGAGCCAACGUAUCUCGGAGGCCUUGGUUGAGGAGAUGGAGGAAGAGAAAGACUUCAAGGAUCUAUUUUGGAAUGACCAAGAACGUCGUCAUACAAGAUUGGAUGGCGUCCUCAGCGCAGCCACAUUGCUUCUUGAAAGUUUGCUAAGUCCAAAUUGUGUCAUCCCCUCACAGUUCCACGAGCAGAUGGAUGGAUAUUCCGAUGUUGAUGGGUACGGCGACUGCACUCAAAAAGAUGAUUCAGACUGCAACGAGGACGACGAAACAGUCGACAACUAG
Messenger RNA from Seminavis robusta, 1554 nucleotides. NCBI's taxonomy places the organism in Eukaryota, Bacillariophyta, Bacillariophyceae, Naviculales, Naviculaceae. The record is from the annotation of a GenBank genome assembly.